AUGCCAAGUGUUAUUGGACAAAAUGCGCCAGUAAUUCAAAGUAUGAGCAGUGGCCCUGAAGACAUGGUUGAUCGUCGGAAUCCAACGCCAUAUUCCUAUGGUAGCCAGUCAGACCAGUUGAUGACAUCUCAGCCUCUUUUUGUUUCCCCUGCUACAGCGUCCAUGCCAGUACAACGCAAACUUUAUGAUCUGCCUGAAUUUUGUGGUACUGCCGAGGACUGGCCAAUGUUUUUGUCUGCCCUUGAACAUUCGACAGCCGCAUAUUCGUACAAUAAUUUUGAAAAUUGUUUGAGAUUGCAGAAGGCUUUGAAAGGUGAAGCCAGAGAGUGUGUGAAGUCGUUGCUCAUCCACCCAAAUAAUGUGCCAACAGUUAUAGAGCAAUUAAAGCUACAAUAUGGUCGCCCAGAGUUGCUUAUUGGAUGCCAGUUGCAACAGAUGAAGGAAGUUCAGCCCAUAGCAGAAAACGCGAUCGAUAAAUUGGUGCCAUAUUCCAUUAAGGUCAGAAAUUUAGCAGCAUUUUUGGAAUCUGCCAAUGGUCAUCAACAUUUGUCGAAUCCAACUCUGAUGGAGGAGUUAGUCCAGAAGCUUCCAAUGAGUAAACGUUUGGAUUGGGCCCAGUUUGCUUCAACUUUACCUCAGUUGCCGACUAUUUCGGAUUUUAGUACCUGGCUCCAGCGUGUUGCAAAUUUGGUAAGAAGUGUGCAAAUAAGUAGUUCAAGUGGCGGUAGAUCUAGCAGUGAUCCAAAAAGAAAAGUGGUUUUAUAUGCUUCUGAUGGCCCAGAACGGCAAUGGAGUGAAGUGAAGAGAUUGAAGUUGUGUUUUUCGUGUCUCAGUGGUGGCCAUUCAUGUAAAGACUGUCGUCGGCGCAAGCAGUGUCCCAUGGAAAAGUGCCAAAGAAAUCACAAUAAAUUAUUGCAUGAAACUAAACCUAAUGAACCAAGCGAACGAUCCGUAAAUGUGCAGCCAACAGAGAGAUCUUCAACAGUCGAGCCAGUGCUUAGUUGUGUUUCCAGAGCUAGUGAAAAAAGUGAUUUGUUGUUCAGAGUGCUCCCAGUGGUUCUUUAUGGACCAAAUUGUUCUAUUGAAACUUAUGCACUCCUAGAUGAAGGUUCUUCGGUGACAAUGAUGGAUAGCUCUUUAGUGAGGCAGCUUGGACUGCAAGGUCGACAAAGUCAAUUGAAUUUGAGUUGGUAUGGUGGUAAAUCAGCACAAGAAGCUGUCAUGGUGGUGGAUCUUCAUGUGAGCGGUGUUAAUAAGAAGAGGAAAUACGCAUUGAAAAAUGUGUAUGGUGUCUCGAAUUUGAAGUUGCCUAGUCAGAGCUUUAAUGCGGAUUUAGUAAAGAAUUGUGGUGUUCCUUUAUGCUCCUAUGAAUGUGUGGCUCCAAAGGUACUGAUUGGUUUAGAUCAUUGCCAUUUAGGAUUGCCCGAUGAAAUAGUCCCUUUGGAAGAUGCUGGUCCAUAUGCUGCCAAUACGCCUCUUGGAUGGGUUGUUUUUGGAAACGUGAAAAUAGGUCGCCCUGGAACACAAACUUGUUUGCUGACAACACAGUUGGAUAAUUUGAAUAAUUUGGUGGCAAGUUAUUUUGAAACAGAAAAUUUUGGUGUUAAGGCUCUACCGGUGAUUAAGUCAAGAGAUGAUUUGCGUGCACGAGAGAUAUUGAGAAAUUCGACGAAGAGGGUUGCCGGAAGAUUUGAAUCCAGACUACUAUGGUGUAAUGAUGACGUAGUCCUGCCGGAUAGCUAUUCCAUGGCACUUAAUCGAUUUUUUGGAUUGGAAAGGAAAAUGAAAAAUAAUGCGGAUUUUGGUGUGGCCUAUAAGAAAAUAAUAAGUGAAUAUUUGAAAAAAAAUUAUGUACGCAAAUUAUCAUUGAGUGAAGUUGAUACAUUUCAUCCGAGAACGUGGUACUUGCCCCACUUUGGUGUCGUUAACCCUAAUAAGCCAGGGAAAAUUCGUUUGGUGUUUGAUGCGGCAGCAAAGGUGGAAGGUGUCUCAUUGAAUUCAAAGUUAUUGAAAGGCCCUCAGCAGUACAAACCGUUGCCAUCCGUUUUGUUUAAUUUCAGAGUCGGUUCCGUAGCUGUAUGCGGAGAUAUAAAGGAAAUGUUUCAUCAAGUUGUUGUUGCUGAAGAAGACAGGUGUUCGCAGAGGUUCUUGUGGCGAGAUAAUGAAAGUGGUCCACCGGAAGUGUAUGAGAUGCUUGUGAUGACGUUUGGAGCUGCCUGUUCACCCUGUAUUGCCCAUUAUGUGAAGGAAGCAAAUGCAAUGGAGUAUCGGGAUCGUUUCCCUAGAGCCGUGAAGUCAAUUCUGGAUCAUCAUUAUGUAGAUGACUUUGUAGACAGUUUUGUUAAUCCGUCAAAAGCCAUUGAAAUUGCCGUACAAGUUCGUGAAAUACAUAAAGCUGCUGGGUUUGAAAUGCGUAAUUUUACAUCGAAUUCAUCAGAGGUGGUUGUGGCUCUCGAAGGCAGUUUAAAUCAUCAGGUCAGUUUCUUAGGUGGCUUAAAGGAGUUGGACGGUUCAACUGAAAAGGUUCUUGGCAUGCUUUGGGAUCCAAAGGAUGACGCGUUCAAAUUUGUUUUGAAAUUCCAUCGUGUGAAUUCGGACGUGAUCAAUGGUAAAAGUUGUCCCACAAAGCGUGAGUUGUUAUGUGUCGUAAUGUCCAUUUUUGAUCCAAUUGGUUUUUUGUGCCAUUUUAUGAUAACUGCCAAACUUUUGAUGAGAGAAGUCUGGAGACAUAGAGUACUUUGGGACGAGAUGUUGCCCGUGUCAUUACAAGCGAUGUGGAAUAAUUGGCGCCAAGAGCUAAGAAAUGUUGUCCAUGUAAAGGUUCCACGAUGGUAUUUUGGAAAUGGUUUGCCCUUGGAGUUAGAGCUGCAUGUUUUUGUUGAUGCCAGUGAAGAUGCCUUCGGUGCAGUGGCCUAUUGGAGAUAUACAACAUCUGAUGGACAAAUAGGAGUGUCGUUUAUAUCUGCCAAAUCGAAAUGUGCCCCAUUGAAAUGUAUGACCAUUCCCAGAUUAGAACUACAAGCCGCCGUUUUGGGGACCCGAUUGAUGGACACUAUAAUUAAGGAACACGAUCUCAAUGUUUCUCGUCGAAUCUGUUGGAGUGACUCUACAACUGUCAUUAGCUGGAUUGGUUCUGAAAGUAGGAGAUAUAAACCAUUUGUUGCCCAUCGAAUUGCCGAAAUACUUGAUUCGACACGCCCAACUGAUUGGAGAUGGUUGCCUACGGAUCUAAAUGUUGCCGAUGACAUUACAAGAGCUAAAAAUGAAGUUGAUUUUGCCAUUGAAACACGUUGGUUCCAAGGGCCACAAUUUUUGUAUGAAAACGAAGCUGAUUGGCCGAAUAAGAAUUCUGAGAAAUCUGAUGAUUUGUGUGAAGAAGAACUACGCCCCAAAUUUGUCAUGCUGGUUAGUACAAAUUUAGUUAUUGAUUUUAAUCGUUUUUCUUCAUUUCUCAGGCUUAAACGUACUAUGGCUUGGGUUCUGAGAUUUAUUAAUCGUUGCCGAAAAGAUGAUAAAUAUAAUGGUUCGAGAUGCCUAUCUGCUGAAGAGUUAAGGGUUGCUGAAACUAGUCUGUGUCGUCUGUCGCAAGAAGAGUGUUUCGCCCUUGAAAUAAACAUUUUAAAAUCUGGUCGUUCUUUAAAAAAGGAAACCGAGUUAUUUUCGCUUUCGCCUUAUUUUGAUGAAAAUAAUUUACUUCGAGUGAGCGGACGUAUUGAUGCUGCGAGUUGGUUGCCUUUAGAUGCUAGGCACCCCAUUAUUUUGUCGCCCUGUCACCGCUUUGCACAACUAUUUGUUGCCCAUGUGCAUAAUAACAUGAGACAUCAAAAUCUUGAGGCUACCAUAGGCGAAAUAAGGAAAAGGUUCUGGAUUCCACGACUACGAAAGCUGUUGAGUAAGACCACAUCAAAUUGCAACAUUUGUAAGAUUCGACGUGCCGUUCCAGUGGCUCUUUUUAUGGGAUCAUUGCCAAGUGAUAGACUAACUCCAUACGUCCGUCCAUUUACUUAUACUGGUGUGGACUAUUUUGGCCCAAUAAACGUGACUGUUGGUAGACGUCAUGAAAAACGUUGGGUUGCCCUGUUUACGUGCCUCACAAUCAGAGCAGUACAUUUAGAAGUGGCUUAUGAUCUUUCGACUGAUGCGUGUAUUUUGUGUAUACGGAAUUUUAUAAAUCGUCGUGGCACCCCGUUGAAGAUUCGUAGCGACAACGGAAAGAAUUUUGUUGGAGUUAACCAAGAAGCCCAGCGAUUUGAUGAAGUUUUUGAUCUUGUUAAAAUUGAAGAUGAGUUGUCCACAAAGGGCAUUGAAUGGCAGUUUAAUUGUCCACAUAAUCCUGCAGAAGGUGGUGUAUGGGAGCGAAUGGUUCAAUGUGUUAAAAAGGUUUUAAGAGUAACUCUUAAAGAAGUCGCCCCAAAAGAGCACACAUUGCAAAGUUUUUUAAUUGAAGCCGAAAACAUCGUAAACUCUCGCCCAUUGACUCACUUGCCUGUCAGCCCUGAAGACGAAGAACCAUUGACGCCAAAUCAUUUCUUGUUGGGAUCUACAAAUACAGCUCAAACACCAGAAGGUAUUGAAAUAACAUAUAUUGAAUAUUUGCCCACACUUACAAGACGGUGCAAAUGGUGUGAAUAUACCAAGCCUGUGGCUCCGGGUGAUCUUGUACUAAUUUGUGAUCCAGCUGUUUCCCGUCGAGAUUGGAAGAGAGGUCGUGUCAUAAAUGUGUUCCCUGGCAGUGAUGGUGUAAUACGGAGAGCUGAUGUCCAAACAAGUAGUGGAAUACUUAAACGCCCGGUUUCCAAACUAGCAGUCCUUGAUUUGUCCUUGAAUGUCGCCUGA
Lucilia sericata (common green bottle fly) is the source of this 4836-nucleotide messenger RNA. RefSeq lists its product as uncharacterized. NCBI's taxonomy places the organism in Eukaryota, Metazoa, Arthropoda, Insecta, Diptera, Calliphoridae. The coding region runs from base 1 to 4836 and encodes 1611 amino acids. The record is from RefSeq and is a predicted model, not a curated record. The transcript has 3 exons. Gene Ontology annotation, molecular function: nucleic acid binding. Gene Ontology annotation, biological process: DNA integration.